AAGAGGUGGAUGAGUACCUACAAGAGGUGGAUGAGGACCUAGAAGAGGUGGAUGAGGACCUAGAAGAGGUGGAUGAGGACCUAGAAGAGGUGGAUGAGGACCUAGAAAAGGUGGAUGACGACCUAGAAGAGGUGGAUGAGGACCUAGAAGAGGUGGAUGAAAACCUAGAAGAGGUGGAUGAGUACCUACAAGAGGUGAAUGAGGACCUAGAAGAGGUGGAUGAGGACCUAGAAGAGGUGGAUGAAAACCUAGAAGAGGUGGAUGAGUACCUGCAAGAGGUGGAUGAGGACCUAGAAGAGGUGGAUGAAAACCUAGAAGAGGUGGAUGAGUACCUACAAGAGGUGGAUGAGGACCUAGAAGAGGUGGAUGAGGACCUAGAAGAGGUGGAUGAGGACCUAGAAGAGGUGGAUGACGACCCAGAAGAGGUGGAUGAGGACCUAGAAGAGGUGAAUGACGACCUAGAAGAGGUGGAUGAGGACCUAGAAGAGGUGGAUGAGGACCUAGAACAGGUGGAUGAGGACCUACAAGAGGUGGAUGAGGACCUAGAAGAGGUGGAUGAGUACCUAGAAGAGGUGGAUGAGGACCUAGAAGAGGUGGAUGAGGACCUAGAAGAGGUGGAUGAGGACCUAGAAGAGGUGGAUGAGUACCUAGAAGAGGUGGAUGAGGACGUAGAAGAGGUGGAUGAGUACCUAGAAGAGGUGGAUGAGGACGUAGAAGAGGUGGAUGAGUACCUAGAAGAGGUGGAUAAGGACCUAGAAGAGGUGGAUGAAAACCUAGAAGAGAUGGAUGAGUACCUACAAGAGGUGGAUGAGGACCUAGAAGAGGUAGAUGAGGACCUAGAAGAGGUGGAUGACGACCCAGAAGAGGUGGAUGAGGACCUAGAAGAGGUGAAUGACGACCUAGAAGAGGUAGAUGAGGACCUAGAAGAGGUGGAUGAGGACCUAGAAGAGGUGGAUGAGGACCUACAAGAGGUGGAUGAGGACCUGGAAGAGGUGGAUGAGUACCUAGAAGAGGUGGAUGAGGACCUAGAAGAGGUGGAUGAGGACCUAGAAGAGGUGGAUGAGGACCUAGAAGAGGUGGAUGAGUACCUAGAAGAGGUGGAUGAGGACGUAGAAGAGGUGGAUGAGUACCUAGAAGACGUGGAUGAGGACCUAGAAGAGGUGGAUGAAAACCUAGAAGAGAUGGAUGAGUACCUACAAGAGGUGGAUGAGGACCUAGAAGAGGUGGAUGAAAAACCGAGAAGAGAAGAGGUGGAUGAGUACCUAGAAGAGGUGGAUGAAUACCUAGAAGAGGUGGAUGAGUACCUAGAAGAGGUGGAUGAAUACCGACGAGAGGUGGAUGAGUACCUACAAGAGGUGGAUGACGACCUAGAAGAGGUGGUUGAGUACCUAGAAGAGGUGGAUGAGGACCUAGAAGAGGUGGAUGAGGACCUAGAAGAGGUGGAUGAGUACCUAGAAGAGUUGGAUGAGGACCUAGAAGAGGUGGAUGAAAACCUAGAAGAGAUGGAAGAGUACCUACAAGAGGUGGAUGAGGACCUAGAAGAGGUGGAUGAAAACCUAGAAGAGGUGGAUGAGGACCUAGAAGAGGUGGAUGAAAACCUAGAAGAGAUGGAUGAGUACCUACAAGAGGUGGAUGAGGACCUAGAAGAGGUGGAUGAAAACCUAGAAGAGGUGGAUGAGGACCUAGAAGAGGUGGAUGAGGACCUAGAAGAGGUGGAUGAAAACCUAGAAGAGAUGGAUGAGUACCUACAAGAGGUGGAUGAGUACCUAGAAGAGGUGGAUGAAAACCUAGAAGAGGUGGAUGAGGACCUAGAAGAGGUGGAUGAAUACCUACGAGAGGUGGAUGAGGACCUAGAAGAGGUGGAUGAGUACCUAGAAGAGGUGGAUGAAAACCUAGAAGAGGUGGAUGAGGACCUAGAAGAGGUGGAUGAAUACCUAUGA
Molecule: messenger RNA, 1940 nt
Organism: Procambarus clarkii (red swamp crayfish)
Lineage: Eukaryota; Metazoa; Arthropoda; Malacostraca; Decapoda; Cambaridae
Source: RefSeq, a predicted model, not a curated record